Molecule: messenger RNA, 333 nt
Organism: Echinococcus granulosus
Lineage: Eukaryota; Metazoa; Platyhelminthes; Cestoda; Cyclophyllidea; Taeniidae
Exons: 2
Coding region: 1-333 (110 amino acids)
Source: RefSeq, a predicted model, not a curated record
AUGGAUCCUUCCAGUAGCAUCGAGAGUCAAAUGAUUCUUUCUCCCCUAUCCCUCUUCCUCUCCUCCUCUCCCCAUUCCACUCGUCGCAUAUGUCCCGCACUCAUAACUCACAGCCUCUACAAUGCGGUUCACGCUACCACAAUUCAACAGGAGUGCUUAGCAUUUAUCAUUAUGCAAAUGAACACUUCGCACUGUGUGGAUACCAGUGUUGCCAAAACUCCUAUUCAAUUUCACGGUGAACUCUUGUGUUUCCUUUUCAAAGAGAAGUUUGCUGUUAGUUUAAUCACCAUCAGUGCGAGAGGAAGCCAAUUAGAUGUGAAGGAAACCAAAUAA